Messenger RNA from Colletes gigas, 1643 nucleotides. It is a transcript of the gene Dhps, whose product is annotated as probable deoxyhypusine synthase. The transcript has 7 exons. Gene Ontology annotation, biological process: peptidyl-hypusine biosynthetic process. Gene Ontology annotation, cellular component: cytoplasm. Gene Ontology annotation, molecular function: deoxyhypusine synthase activity. The record is from RefSeq and is a predicted model, not a curated record. NCBI's taxonomy places the organism in Eukaryota, Metazoa, Arthropoda, Insecta, Hymenoptera, Colletidae. Bases 490 to 1614 code for a protein of 374 amino acids.
CAUAGUUUAGUAAUCAUUCUAGAAAUAUUUUCGAUAUACAUAUGUAUUCUGUUUAAUUAUAGUUGGAGAAAUCAAUAUCAAUAUCAUAGAUCUAUAAAAUAUAUUCACGGUAGAUGAAAACGUUUUUAAUCAAAGUUUAUAGGAAAUAUUUUUACGACUGUACAUUGUACUUCAUUCAUAUUACAAUUUUAUUCUUGCAUUGUACACCUAUAUAGAUUGCACGUCACGCUAUAUGUAGAUUAAUUGAUAUUAAUAAUAACGACUAAAUAGUUUGAAGAAACAAUACAACGUGUACAUAUAUAAUAAUUAAAUAAAUAAUGAAUGAAGCGUUUAUAACGACGUAUUUAUUAUGAACAAGUUAAAGCACUCCGUUAUAGUAUGGUAGUUACGGCUUAGGUUAGAGUCGCUUGUAAAUACCGUACUCGUAAAGCAUUGUGUAAAAAGCACGAUAGGAAUUGACUAAUCAGUCGAAAUAAAAUUAAUUAAAACAUGAACAAUGAUAAUGAGGAAAAUUCAGACAAUGAUGUCCUAAAACAUGCCAAGAAUGCUGUAUUAGGACAUAGUUCACGAUUACCGAAUGAAACACCUACGGUGCAAGGAUAUGAUUGGAACAAGGGAAUUGAUUAUCAUGCAUUGUUACAAACAUACAAAAAUUCUGGAUUCCAAGCAACAAAUUUUGGUUUAGCGGUGGAUGAAAUUCAACAAAUGAUAAAUGCUCGAAACAUUCCUCUUGCAGAUGAUCAAAUCGAUCCGUCGGAAGACGAUGAAUUUAUAAGGAGAAAGUCUUCGUGUACAGUAUUUUUAGGAUAUACAUCUAAUAUGGCUUCGUGCGGAAUUCGAGAUACUAUAAGGUUUCUUGUACAACAUAAAAUGGUAGAUUGCAUUGUUACUACAGCAGGUGGUGUGGAGGAAGAUUUGAUCAAAUGUUUAGCACCAACUUAUAUAGGAGAUUUUCAUUUAUCAGGAAGACAUUUACGAAAACUUGGUAUCAAUAGAAUAGGAAAUUUAUUAGUACCUAAUGAUAAUUACUGUAAGUUUGAAGAUUGGCUUAUGCCUAAAUUAGAUGCAAUGUUGGCGGAACAAAAAGAAAAAGGUAUCCUAUGGACACCAUCAAAAGUAAUAGCUAGAUUAGGCGAAGAAAUUUAUAACGAAGAUUCAAUUUAUUAUUGGGCAGCAAAAAAUAAAAUUCCAGUGUUUAGUCCAGCUUUAACAGAUGGUAGUCUCGGCGAUAUGAUGUAUUUCCAUUCUUUUAAGAAUCCAGGACUUGUUAUAGAUAUAGUGUCAGAUCUGAAACGAUUAAAUACAAUGGCGAUGAAAGCAGUAAAAAGUGGAAUGAUUAUUGUAGGAGGUGGCAUUAUAAAACAUCAUAUUUGUAAUGCAAAUUUAAUGAGAAAUGGCGCUGACUAUGCUGUAUUUAUAAAUACAGCUUCAGAAUUUGAUGGAAGCGAUAGCGGCGCUCGUCCGGACGAAGCCGUUUCGUGGGGGAAAAUUCGUAUAGAUGCAAAACCAGUGAAAGUUUAUGCAGAAGCAUCUCUGGUGUUUCCGCUACUUGUAGGUGAAACGUUUGCUCGACAUUAUCAUUCCUCGAAAGAAAGAACUGUAUCGGACGUCUAAGUAAUAAAAAUAUUUAAUUCUUAAUAAAC